Molecule: messenger RNA, 2275 nt
Organism: Schistocerca nitens (vagrant locust)
Lineage: Eukaryota; Metazoa; Arthropoda; Insecta; Orthoptera; Acrididae
Exons: 6
Coding region: 232-915 (227 amino acids)
Source: RefSeq, a predicted model, not a curated record
CAGUAGUUACGAUCAGCAUUACGUCAUGCUUGUGCCAUUAAUGCCUUUGGGGUGGCAUGGAGGGGACAUCGACGUAUACGCCAAGGUUACCAGUUGCUACAUAGAUACACACCCCCACAGAUGUGAAACAUCCUCGAACGACCAAAGUUGUUUGCUGCCCUACAUUGGACAUCGACCAUAUGAAAUUACGAUCGGCGAGGUAAAACCUCGUUUUUAAUCAACGUUAUUGCGAUGGAUAACGAACAAAACUGGUUUGACAAAUUUACUGUUAUUGUGGAACAGAAUAUUAGAGGUGUGCAGAUCGGCAUAUAUUCUGUGGGCGUGAUCGGACUUGUUGUGGCCUUGAAAAGUGUGCGACCGUUCUCACGCUUUGUAAGGCCUCAAGACAUUCCAAAAACCUUUGUGGAACGCCAUGUGCCGUUAAAGGGGCGAGUCUUACGGGUAGAACUAGGUGGUCCAGCUACACCACCAUUGCUAAUGGUGGAUCAUCAACCAAUCAUAUCCCUUACACGGCAGUCGUCUUCUUGUCUACCUGUACAUAUUGCUGGUGUCGACAUUUCUGGCAAUGGAAUUUCUUGGAUGCAGUCUGUACUGGUUGGAGAUCAAGUGAAGUUCACACCACUGAAAAUUAAUCCAAGCAGUGUUAGCUGCAUAGUGAAAGCUUCGAAAGGUGAUGUGGCUGUAGACCUCGUUUCAGUGGGAUUUGCAACAGUGUCAGCAUUGGACUUCACACUGGAAAAAGAUCAGCUUUACAUCACAUACUACAAAAGACUUUUGAAGGCUGAGAAACAGGCAGAGCGUAAGGGGCAUGGUAUGUGGGCCACUAACAGCACAUGGUUCCAACGGAUAUGGAGGAAGGUCAGUGCAAGACUACAGCCAAGACUGUUGCUACCAGUAGUGUUACGGCGUUCUUGAAUAAGCUUUCCAUCCAGUUCCUAAUAGGAUACUAUAUUGCUACUGGUUGUGUGUAGAAAAUUUAACCAUAAUUGUGUUCAUCGAUGUGUCAUUAUGGCUAUCCAGAUUAUAGUCAACAGCAGGUAGCUACUAGUAAUAGUAGUGACAAAACAGGAAAUCUGUAAAAUAACAGUACAACAAGAAUGAAUGGAGUAAGGCCAAGAGUCACACAAAUUUAAAAAAAAAAGGCUGCAUCUCUAGAUUUCAACAUUUUUAAAAUUCCUUCAUUAUGAUGAUGAUUCAAAACUGAUUGAGGAAAGAGUAUAUGCAUAGGCACUGAAGCAGAAAGAAAAAAAGGGGAGAGAGAGAGAAAGAGAGAGAGAGAGAGAGAGAGAGAGAGAGAGAGAGAGAGAGAGAGAGAGAGAAGUGCAUUUAUUCUGUGAUACAAAUGUGGCACAAGAUAAAAUUGUAUCUUUCCUGGGUUAUGUUUUGCAGAAACUUUUCUUUUCCUUAAUCACAUGUGUAUGUACCGUUUCCUUUUCAUAUUUCCAUUCAUCUCUCAGUUGAAGGAAUUUUUAUGAAAUGCUAAAAUUUGAGGAUAUAACCACACUGCUGUGUGUGUGGCCCUCACUCCACUUGGUCUUGUUUUCCCAUGUGAUUAAUAGAUGUUUCUCUUCUGUCACACACAUCAUCAUGUUUGUACUUAUUAAUUUAAUUUUUUUGUGCAGCAUUGAAGAUGACAUAUUGAAGUAAAAAAACAAAAGCAGGUUCAAAUCAAAGGAAAGAGGUAACAGUUUCAAAAUAGCUAUGUACUGGUAUUAACAUGUGUCAUAAGUGGUAGUACAUAGUUUCAAAUAUUAUUUUUCAUUGUUAUUUAUACCAUUGUGGAUACAUUUUCUAAAAUCUUAAUUGGACAAUAAAAUCUUGUACAAUUUUCUGUACUGAUACUGAUUUGACUGAUGACAGUGUAGUGCAUAUUUCUGACUUUUUUAUUGAAAAUGGAAUAACCAUUGUGGCAGUAUUUCAUAUCUUGCUACAAACAUUAGCAGUUUACGCUGUUGUCUGAUAUACUAUGCAGUUCUUAUACUUCAUGUAACCCAAUUAAAAACUGUUCUUAUUCCAGAGCCUUUUUUAUUUCUUAUGUUAUCAUGUCAUAAGGAGUGACUGUCACUCACUAAAUUGAAAAUAAUGAAAAAAGUCAAAUUAAACAUGUAACUGGCUAACAAGACUUUUGAUCAUGGUGCUUCUUUUAUAAAAACACAUUUGUGCCUUAGUGAAAGAUUGUGAAGGUUGUGAAUAUGUAAUUUAUGUCAAUUUGCCAGUGGUUAUUUUGAUAAUUUGGAUGUAUAUUCUGUAAAUAAAGUGUUUUCUCUUAAUACAA